CAGGGGAAGGACCCUUUGCUUUGGCGACUAGCUACAUCUUAUUCAGCAAUUGGCAAACUACUCAAAGCUUGCAAAUUGUCGCCAUCUGUGUGUUACGGCAAGGAUGAUCUCUCACACUUUCGUGCUACUCGCUGUCACGUCCGGCUCGCUGGCCCAGCUCGGACUCAAGCUCGACACGCAGCUCGACGGCGGAUGGAUGAUGCCAUCGUCCGGCUAUGCCUCAACCACACAAUUUGUUUUAAACGACGAGAUCAAGGCAGAUGGCUCGUAUGGCUCCACUGCGUGCGGCAUGGCUGGCUGGGCAGGUCCUGGUCAAAAGUUCCAUACGGACGGACCUGGCAAAGGACCUGGCUUUCUCUAUGCCGCAAUCAAUCAGCGCGCCUUUGGAGCAGUCAAUGGGCCGGGCUGGGCCUGUGGCAAAUGCUACACCAUCACGCCGAUCUCCGAUGCGGACGAAGUGCUCUGCGAUCAGUCUCUGACAUUCGAAAUCUGUGAUCUCUGCCCGGUUGGCACGCAGAACUUCAAGAAUUGCGGUCAGUGUCGAGGCUCUACAAAUACCGCUUUCGGUCAAGAAUUCCAUUUCGACAUUGCAACGGAUGCGAUGAAUGCCGAGCAGUAUGCCACCUUCACGAAAGGCAUCACUUAUGGAUCAAAUUGGAAGAAAGUUCAAUUCGAGCUCGUCGAUUGUGACAGAUCAGUCAAUCCGCUCUUCACCACGCGCUCUUGGGGCUGUGCAUCAGGAUGUAAGCUCAACAACGCACUCGAUGCCUGCACGGAUGCCACGACGGGCAAGCUCGUCUCAACGGAAGUGGCGGAUCACUACUCUGGCUUGCACAAGAAGCGCAUGACCAUGUCUCCCGUCAGUUCACUUGACAAGUAGGCAAAGACGAAGAUGUUUUUACGAGCAGGUCUCGCAUAGACUGUCAUUGCAACCAUAGGGCUGUGACAUGGCGAUAAGU
Mixia osmundae IAM 14324 is the source of this 959-nucleotide messenger RNA. RefSeq names its product glycoside hydrolase family 45 protein. The record is from RefSeq and is a predicted model, not a curated record. The coding region runs from base 104 to 880 and encodes 258 amino acids. The transcript has 8 exons. NCBI's taxonomy places the organism in Eukaryota, Fungi, Basidiomycota, Mixiomycetes, Mixiales, Mixiaceae.